Molecule: messenger RNA, 2937 nt
Organism: Chroicocephalus ridibundus (black-headed gull)
Lineage: Eukaryota; Metazoa; Chordata; Aves; Charadriiformes; Laridae
Product: transducin-like enhancer protein 1
Exons: 19
Coding region: 591-2669 (692 amino acids)
Biological process (GO): negative regulation of canonical Wnt signaling pathway; regulation of DNA-templated transcription
Cellular component (GO): nucleus; transcription regulator complex
Molecular function (GO): protein binding; transcription corepressor activity
Source: RefSeq, a predicted model, not a curated record
GCACCCUCCGCUGCCUCCGGAGCCGCUGUCGCUGCCAGCGCCAUCCCCAGCACCCCCCAGUCCCUCAAGCUGACUUAUCCGGAGACAUUGGACCGCAUCAAGGAGGAAUUCCAGUUCCUGCAGAACCAGUACCACAGAGCCGGAGUUCCCCCUGAUCCCCCCUGCUGCUGGCCAGGAUCACCUCCUCCCCUUCCCCGCUCUGCUCGGGAGCAAGGUUUGAAAUACAGCUCGGGCCAUUUGGGAAGCAGAUGCUAGGGAGGGGGUUAAGGCUCCGUGCAGAUUCCUCCCUGACGCCUGGAUCCCUCUGCUGUCCAUCUCCUCUUUAUCAGCCCCUUCCCACCCGCUUUCAGGUGGUUUUCUUGGCUUGCGCUGGGAGACGGGUCUGAAUCUGGGAGCAAGAGGCUGAAGCACGUGGGGCUGGGGGCGACUCGUGCUCUCUCCAGCCCGGGAGAUCUUGUCUGGGGGGGAACAGGGGGUCUCUCCCUUCUGUCUUCCUCCCUCUCUCUCUCUCUUCUCUUUAUUUUUACAGCUUGAAGUUAGAAUGUGAAAAGCUGGCAACAGAAAAAACAGAAAUCCAGCGUCAUUAUGUCAUGUACUACGAGAUGUCCUACGGCCUGAACAUCGAGAUGCACAAACAGACGGAGAUUGCGAAGCGGCUCAACGUGAUCUGCGCCCAGCUCAUCCCGUUCCUCUCUCAGGAGCACCAGCAGCAGGUGGUCCAGGCCGUGGAGCGUGCGAAGCAGGUGACUAUGACCGACCUGAACGCGGCGAUCGGGCACCAGCUUCAGACCCAGCACCUCUCGCACCACGCUCCCCCCAUCCCGCUGACCCCCCACCCCUCUGGGAUGCAGCCCACCGGCCUCGCCGGCAUCGGCAGCGCCUCGGGGCUGCUGGCGCUCUCAGGGGCGCUGGGGGCCCAGGCCCAGCUCCUCGCCAAAGACGACCGAGGAGUCCAUGACACCGAGCCCAGGGAGCGGGACCCCGGCCCCAGCUCCCUGGCGCUGCCCAACGGGGAGCGGGCACGAGCCAUCUCCGAGUACCUGAGCAGCAGCAAGAAGAGGAAGGUGGAGGAGAAGGACUUCGUUACGGACUACGGCAGCGACGCGGACAAAAGCGAAGACAACUUGGUGGUGGAUGAGGACCCCUCUUCCCCGCACAGCGUCCACUCCUACUCGUCCCGGGAGAACGGGGUGGAGAAGGUCCCGCUGGGGAGGAAGGAGGCCGUACCGCUCAGCCCGACCUCCAUGGCCUCCUCCAGCAGCACGUCCCCGUCUCGGAGCAAGGAUGCGCCCGUGGUGGAGAAGGCAGGGACGCCCAGCCUCAAGUCCAGCACCCCCACCUCCCAGGGCGACGCCGCGGCCCCGGGCUCCAGCGGUGCCCAGCAGUUCCGCCCCGCAGCCGCCAAGGCCCCCGUGGACCCGCUGGCCCUGGGCCUGAGGAACCCGCUGGGGGUGCAGAGCCCCUACUCGGCCGCCUUCGGCAUGGCGCACCCCGCCGUCAACGGGGACAUGGCCGGCACCGGCGCCUACGCCAGCCUCCACCUCAUGUCCCCGCAGCUCAACGGGGCUGCGGCCGCCGUGGGAGCCGGCAGCUACGGGCGCUCGCCCCUGGUGGGCUACGACCCGCACCCCCACAUGCGCGUCCCGGGGCUGGCGGCUGGCAUGCAAGUGGGGACCUCGGGGAAACCCGCCUACUCCUUCCACGUCAGCGCCGACGGGCAGAUGCAGCCCGUGCCUUUCCCCCCCGACGCCCUCAUCGGCUCCGGCAUCCCCCGCCACGCGCGGCAGCUCCACACCCUGACCCACGGCGAGGUGGUCUGCGCCGUCACCAUCAGCAACUCCACGCGACACGUCUACACCGGGGGCAAGGGCUGCGUGAAGGUGUGGGACGUGGGGCAGCCGGGCACCAAGACGGCCGUGGCUCAGCUGGACUGUUUGAACCGCGACAACUACAUCCGCUCCUGCAAGCUGCUCCCCGACGGCCGCAGCCUGAUCGUGGGGGGGGAGGCCAGCACCCUCUCCAUCUGGGACCUGGCGGCCCCCACGCCCCGCAUCAAGGCUGAGCUCACCUCCUCUGCCCCCGCCUGCUACGCCCUGGCCAUCAGCCCCGACGCCAAAGUCUGCUUCUCCUGCUGCAGCGACGGCAACAUCGUGGUGUGGGACCUGCAGAACCAGACUCUGGUCAGGCAGUUUCAAGGCCACACGGAUGGUGCCAGCUGCAUCGACAUCUCUAACGAUGGCACCAAGCUGUGGACGGGGGGGUUGGACAACACGGUGCGGUGCUGGGACCUGCGGGAAGGGCGUCAGCUGCAGCAGCACGACUUCAGCUCCCAGAUCUUCUCCCUGGGCUACUGCCCCACGGGAGAGUGGCUGGCGGUGGGCAUGGAGAGCAGCAACGUGGAGAUUCUGCACGUCACCAAACCCGACAAGUACCAGCUGCACCUCCACGAGAGCUGCGUCCUCUCCCUCAAAUUCGCCUCCUGCGGGAAGUGGUUCGUGAGCACGGGGAAGGACAACCUGCUGAACGCCUGGCGGACGCCCUACGGAGCCAGCAUCUUCCAGUCGAAGGAAACCUCCUCCGUUCUCAGCUGCGAUGUCUCCACGGAUGACCAGUUCAUCGUCACUGGCUCAGGGGACAAGAAAGCCACGGUUUAUGAGGUCAUUUACUGAGAGCAAGGGAGAGGUGCCGACUGCGGGGAGGGCCCACGCCACGGGGACGGGUGGACGUCCACGGGGACGGAUGGGUGGCCUCUACCUGCCAAAGAACAGCCCGUGGCCGGGGCGUCGGAGCCGGAGGCGAGCGGCGAGGGGUGGAGGUGGCCCUGGGACCGCGGCCAGGCGUCACGCUGGGCUGGGAGGUGGCGGCUGCUGCUCACAGCGAAUUUCCUGGGGAUUUCUCUCCUUGUUUUGGUCUUUAUUUGUUGGUUUGUUUCUAAAU